Messenger RNA from Prorocentrum cordatum, 2700 nucleotides. NCBI's taxonomy places the organism in Eukaryota, Dinophyceae, Prorocentrales, Prorocentraceae. The record is from the annotation of a GenBank genome assembly.
AUGACGCCGACGAGUACGAGCUCCAGUAUUACGUCGAGCACCAGCAGUUCCGCAACAUCGCUCACAGCCACAACCACGAGUGCAAGCACACUAACCACAUCUCAUACUAGUACUACUGUAACAUCCAUCACGUCGACGACAACGAGUAAAAGCACAUUCACCACCACUGCAUCUAGCACCACAGAAACAACGAUUACAAUGUCAAUGACAAGUACGAGCACGGUCACCACGACUGGUACUAGUUCAACAGCAACAUCCAUCACAUCAACAGUCACGAGCACCACAACUCCAUUGUACGUUGUGAGUAGCAUCUUAUCAUUCCAGAGCACUGGUGCGCAGGCUGACGUCGAGGGCGCCGCAUUGAGUCACGUCGCCGAAACUCUUGGUGUCGGAGAGGACGAAUUGACUCUGACAGUUUCUGGGGUUACACUGAAGUCGGGCGGAACAGGGAAGACAACAUCUUCCCAGUGGGAUGUCGCGUAUGAAGUCGUGGCGGACCAGCACACGGCGGAGCAACACUACCAGGCCGCCGCAGCCAUGAGUGCCAACGCCUCACAGGCCGCGAGGGCAAUGGCGGUCAGUUUCGAGAAGUCGAGUAUCGAUCUCAACGAGGACUCCGUCAACAUUGCUGAUCCCGAGAUUAAAAUUGUCACCGCCACAAUGACAACUGUAACUGGCACGACGACAUCCGUCACUGUCACCGAGACCACUACCACCAUGACCAGCACCACGAGCGUUACUGCCACUGGCACGACAACAUCCGUCACUUUCACCGUCACCACAAUCACCAUGACCACCUCCUCGAGGACAAGUGCCACGGCAACGACGACCACCGUGUCCACAGCAACCGGCACGAGCGUGACAGCUUCCAGCACGACGAUAUCCGCCACUUCUACCAUGACCACCUCCUCGAGGACAAGUGCCACGGCAACGACGACCACCGUGUCCACAGCAACCGGCACGAGCGUGACAGCUUCCAGCACGACGAUAUCCGCCUCUUCUACCAUGACCACUUCCUCGAGGACAAGUGCCACGGCAUCGACGACCACCGUGUCCACAGCAACCGGCACGAGCGUGACAGCCACCAGCACGAUGAUAUCCGCCACUUCUACCAUGCCCACCACCUCGAGGACAAGUGCCACAGCAACGACGAUCACCGUGUCCACAGCUACAGGGACAAGCGACAGUACCACUGCCACGAUUACCACUACAACGACGGCGACCACUGUAUACACCAUGACUGGUACGAGCGAAACUGCCACUGGCACAAGCGACACGGCUACAGGCACACGCGUGACGGACACAUCGACAAUUGUUUCCACACCCGUCAUGGACAUAGCGACAUCGCGCACUACAGUGACCACGACCACCACCACCCUUCUGACGGACACGAGCAUCACAACCAUCAGCACAGCAACGGUGACCUCCGCCUUUACCUUGACUGGCACGACCCCUGCUACUGUCGUUGCCUCCACAGCCACUGGCACCAGCAAUCCUAUCAAAGGGCCAUCCAGCUCCACUCUGCCCAGCACGAGCAACAUGGCAACCUUGACAACCAUAGCAACGACCACGGGCCUUACCUUCAUUGGCACAGGCACCACAGACAUAUUGACCACCACCCGCGCGGGCACAAGUUCCACAGUGACGACCACAACCGCCCUGUUCUAUGUGCAGCAUCGAUUCGUCUUCGCCAGCUCAGGGACGCAGUUGGAGAUCGUGGAUGCAGUGACGGAGGCGUUGCUCAGCAUGUUGAGUGUGACGGACGAGCAGCUGGCAGUGGAGGUAUCCAGCACCGCGGGAUCCCGGGACUCGGAGCGAAGGCUGAGCAGUACAGAGUGGCAGGUGGACUACGAAGUGACCGUGGGUCGCAACGCGGCAGACGCGGUCUUGCUCGCGGCCGGCGAGAUGAGCUCCAGCGCGACGGCGCUGACGCAGGCGCUGACGCAGGCUCUUUCCAGCCGCGGCCUUCAGCUCGAGGCGGGCUCGGUGGCGGUGGAGACGCCACUGCUGGUGGAGGCGACGGAGCUCGCCUCCAGCAUCACAGGAUCAGGCGCCGGUGGUACACCUGAGCCGACCUCUGCAACAGGCGCCCCGACGCCGUCUCCCGCGGCCGCAGCUGACGCCGAGGCCGAGGCAGGCGGCGGCCUGCUCGUCGGCGUGAUCCUCGGGGUCGCGGCCGCCGCCGGCGUGGCCUGCCUGACUGUCGGCGGCUUCCAGGUGGCCAGGCGGCGGCAGUCCACGGGCCCGCGCGCCCAGCUCGAGGACAUCGUCGUCGGCUUGACGCUGGAGGGAGAGCACGACAGCGGGAGAGUGCCGAGGCCCCGCGACGACGGCGAUGAGACACGGAGCGUUGCAUCCUCGAGUGCCGUCGGCACCGAGGGCAACGACGUGUUCUCCCGCAUUGGAGCCAGAGUUGAGCAUAUCAUGGUCCGCUUGGUGAGACGGUCAGGCAAGCAGGCAAGCGGUAUCGAGGUGAAGCAGAUGGACGGCAAGGUGUUGGAGGUCACCGGGGUGGAGGACACUGGGCUCGUCGGGGAGUGGAAUCUGAAGUACCCGACACGGUGCGUGAAUGUCGGUGACCACAUCGUGAGCGUUAACGGCAUCAUGUCGAAUACCAAGCGGAUGAUGAGCGAAUUCGAAGUGUCGUCGACACUCAAUUUGGUCGUCGAGCGUAGUGCUGAAUCUGUUACGAGCGUUUGA